AUGAACCCGGUAACCAACAAAUUGACUCCAGCAGCCAAAUUGAAAAACAAAAACAAGAAAAAAAUGGUGCCUAUAAAUGGUAGUCUAUCUGCAUCAUUUCUAAGCAAUACAUUUAGUGCAUUCUUAUCCUCUCAAUUUGAAAUUCCUAUUACCAACACUUCUCCAACUAUGAGCAAGUGGUUUUCUGGAAAGAUAGAAGCAGUAACAAGGUGUAAGGAAGUUUUUUCUUUGUGGGUUUUGGCUAGCAUUGGCGGUUAUGUAGUUGAGCUAUUCAUGAAAGCUAUGGAGAUAGUUCUCUUUUCUGUAUUUACUUGCAUUCUGGCAUUAGGAGGGUCAGUAAUAGGAACAAUUGCCGGAGCCAUCAAAGGCCAGACCACCGAAGCUGGUUUUCUUGAUGGAGCUGUCAAAGGAGCAAUUAUAGGAGCCAUUGCAGGCAUAGAAUUGGUGAGUUUUUCUGCUGUUGAUGAGCCAUUGUCCAAGGUUGCCCUGUUGAGCAGUUUAUUCAAUGGACAAGUCUUAAUGGAAUGGAUAUGUCCAGCUGUUGCACAAGCCUAUGAGUUGCAUAUCAACACGCCAGAAACUAUUUACAGAGAAGUAUCAGAUAUUUUUGAUAUCAAGGGAGUCGCAGGGAUGCCCCAGAAUAUCAUUCUUAAGCUUCCUUUUCAGCAAUUCAACUCCAGCAAAAUGUUGAAAUUAUACAAUAAGUCGUGCUGCUCAAUUUGCUUCCAGGAUUUUGAGGAUGGAGAGUUGGUCAGGAUACUUCCAAAAUGUGGCCACGUUUUUCAUUUAGAAUGUAUAGACAAGUGGUUAAUCCAACAAGGAUCAUGCCCAAUGUGUAGAACUUAUGUUCCAGACCACAUUCGUGAAUAG
Messenger RNA from Gastrolobium bilobum, 870 nucleotides. RefSeq names its product NEP1-interacting protein 1-like. The coding region runs from base 1 to 870 and encodes 289 amino acids. Lineage: Eukaryota; Viridiplantae; Streptophyta; Magnoliopsida; Fabales; Fabaceae. The record is from RefSeq and is a predicted model, not a curated record. The transcript has 7 exons.